CGAAUUUGUGACAAAUAUCGAAUGACAAGCUUAUGCCUAUUGAUAUAUUGAAAAUACAAUAAACUUUUAACUGAAAGAACCAAAGAUCUUUUAUUUUAACCUCUUUGAUUUGCCAUUUUAGUUCAGUAUAUUUCUACCACUGUUUAGCAGACUACACAGUCUGCAAUGUAUAUGUGGGCUAUGUGUACAUACAUUACAAGCAUGUUCUUUUAUAAUAAGGGCGAGCCUGUCAUCAGUAAAUUCCGCUCGGCUUACCAGUAACAUGAGGUCUGAUAUUUUCCUUCCACCAGCAUCAACUCUAGAUCAUCACCUGAUAACAUGUUGCUGUACCUUGCUGUGGGCUUCCUGGCUGUCUGUCUCCUCAUCAAGCUUUAUAUCCUCUUCACGACUGCUCCAUGUAUGUCUGACGCAGACCUGACGGGCAAGACAGUGGUCAUCACUGGAGCUACUGCAGGUAUUGGAUAUGAAACUGCCAUGGACCUUGCCACAAGGAAUGCAAAUAUCAUUCUUACUGCACGGAAUUUAGAGAAAGGCAACCUUGUCAAGGACAAAAUAAUCGAAGAGACUGGAAAUAGAAAGAUAACUGUUAAACAGCUAAAUUUGGCAUCUCUGAGGUCUGUGAGAAGGUUUGCAGAUGAGAUUAAGGCGGAGAGGAUUGAUAUUCUGAUCAACAAUGCUGGCACACUUGAACAUUACUGGCGGAAGACUGACGAUGGUUUCGAGAUGACGUGGGGUGUGAAUUUCUUUGGACCAUUCCUUCUUACCAACUUGCUUCUUGACCAGCUCAAGAAGUCCUCUCCGAGUCGCAUUGUAAACUUGACAUCAAUUGCUCACAAGUGGAGCGAGUUGAGGAUAGAGGAUAUUAAGAGAGAGAGAAAAGUCGGCUCACAAGCUGACCUGGAGUAUAUGGCAUCCAAACUUGCUAUUGUCCUCUUUACUAAGGAACUAAAUCGGAAACUCGAGGGCACUGGUGUGAGUGUAUUUGUGGUUCAUCCUGGGACCGUCCAGUCAGAGUUAUUCCGUAGCUACCCGGCCUGGCAUCCUGUCUGCUGGAUAUUGAAUGUCAUCAGUUUCUGCUUCUUCAAGUCUGCCAAGGAUGGUGCCCAAACAACCCUUCACUGUGCUGUUGCUGAAAACUUAGAGAAACAUUCCGGGGAGUACUUCGAUCACUGUAAGCCGGCCAUGCCAAACAAGAUUGCGCUUGAUGAGGGACUCGCGAAGAAGCUCUGGGAAUUCACGGAGAAGGAAGUUGGACUGUAGACUUAAAGUGUUCUUGUCAUUAUAGCAGUCAAUCAGAAAGACUAACAAUAAUCAGAAGAAAGUUAAUUUAUACAGAUUGAGAGUUCUUACGUGUAUCAGUUCUUAUGCACCCUUUUUUGGGUCAGUGUGGACUAAAUUAUGAAUGUAAUCUUUAAGUGAAUCACAGAUGUCAAAAUCAUGGGAUGGUACCUAGAUUACUAUAACUGGGUUUAAUUCAGGGUAAGUGUGUAAUUGUAAAGCAUAUUGAGUAGCAUUAUGGUUUGCCUCCAGGGUAUAAUAUUGCUUUAAAUGAAGGACAAUAUAACCAUUCCUUUUGAUUGAAACUGCUGAACCAAUGAAGACAUUGUCAAUGAUGUGUUCAAAUCAAUUAUCUCAAAAUCAUAUAUUUUGUACUAAAUUUUUGAUUUAUAUCUAAAUAAAGCGAGUCGCAUUA
Messenger RNA from Lineus longissimus, 1693 nucleotides. RefSeq names its product retinol dehydrogenase 11-like. The transcript has 5 exons. Bases 319 to 1260 code for a protein of 313 amino acids. The record is from RefSeq and is a predicted model, not a curated record. Lineage: Eukaryota; Metazoa; Nemertea; Pilidiophora; Heteronemertea; Lineidae.